This is a messenger RNA of Parasteatoda tepidariorum (common house spider), 1335 nucleotides long. RefSeq names its product m7GpppX diphosphatase. Gene Ontology annotation, molecular function: RNA 7-methylguanosine cap binding; hydrolase activity. Gene Ontology annotation, cellular component: P-body; nucleus. The record is from RefSeq and is a predicted model, not a curated record. Gene Ontology annotation, biological process: deadenylation-dependent decapping of nuclear-transcribed mRNA. NCBI's taxonomy places the organism in Eukaryota, Metazoa, Arthropoda, Arachnida, Araneae, Theridiidae.
GAUAGUAACUCUAACUGUCGUUACAUUAACUGACAACAAAAACAAAAAGUAGACAACAAAGUAGCGUUUUAGCUAUUUAAAUUUGUUUCUAUCGUUAAUUUUUGUUUCAUAUUUAUCUUAAACAUUUUAUUAAAAAUCUGCCAUGGCUGUAGAUUUGACUACCGGAUCUUAUGACGAAGAAGGGAUAUUUAAUAAACAUAAUGCGCCUUCUAAAUCGUCGGAAAAGAUAACCCCGGUGAAUGACUUUUGCUCUCUUAAAAACUUUCGUGUCUUAAAAGUUUUAAAGGAAUGUUCUCACAAAAAAACUUUAGUUGUAGAAGGUCGAUUUGUAGGCGAUGAUAGGAGAGCAAUCAUAGCCAUUGAAAAAAUGCCUUUCGACUCCAGAGAUUUAAGUAGAAUGUUUACUUCUGAAUCUCGGGUUGAACUGAAAUUUAGAAAUGAUAUUUAUGCUAAGUAUCAUGUUUACCCUCAAAACGGAUUUAAUGGUAUUUCUAUAAAAGUUAUACAUCCUGCUAAUGAAAAAGAUUUUUCCAAAUAUGUUGAUGAACCAGUUGUUAUGGUAUGUGAGAUGAAAAUCUUGUAUGACCGGAUAGUUGCACCUCAUUUUAAAGCUAUGUUUCAGCAACAGGCUACAAUUGAUGUAAAUUCAAGUAAUCUACUCUUUGCUGAUUCAAGCGAAGAUACAAAAUUUGUUCUUUUGAAAGAAGAAAUGAACGAUUGCACUUGUGCUAAUAACCAUGUUCGAGGUAAAGCAAUUAUUCAGAAACCAGAUUUGUUGUCAUUGAGAGAUCUUACUUCAUCUGAAAUUCCAUUACUCAAAAAAGUCAAGAAAGCAUGUUUGGAGAAGAUGAGCAAAGAGUACAAGAUUCCAACAUCCCAGUUAGAGUGCUAUGUCCAUUAUCCACCACAAACAUUCCCAUUUCAAAUAAUAUUUGAAUCCGUGGAAAGACAUGAAAAGAUUCCAGUUGGAAAAGUUCAUGAUCUAGACUACAUUAUUUCUAGUCUUCAACUUAAACCAGAUUACUAUCAAACAGUUACUUUAUCUUAUUUCAUAUCUGAGAAAGAUCCCCUGGCAAGAAAGAUUAAGGAACUAAAUCUCUCCACGUCCAACAACAAAUAGUUUUUUCUUGUCUUCACUGCAUCGAUUUCAUUACAUUGUAUAGAAAAUUCACUUCUCCCCCUUCAUUGUCUUUUAACGAUACAUAUAAGAUCAUUGUAUGAGAGUGUGUGCUGCGAAAAUGUUUUGUUACAUCAUGAUAUAUUUAAAUACUGACACAAGAUAAAAUCUUGCUGUAAUUGUUUGAAGAGCUGAAAAUAAAAACAUUUUUGAUCAUU